AUGUCACUAUUCAGUCACUUACGAUCCAAGGAGGGCUCUAUUGGCUCAACGAACGAGCUCAGCGCCCAUGAACUUCCCCCCCCAGUGCCACACCCCUCGCCGCACUCGAAGCUCGCACUCAUUUCCACGCCCGAAGGACUGAUAAUUACUCCCGCCGUUACCGGAGCAGACAGCGUAGAAAUUGCCAAGCUUGCAUGGGGAAAAGAGGGCAAGGUGUCAUUGAUGAAGACUAGGAAUCCUUAUAGAGGCGGGCAGCCGACGGUGCCAGGGAUCGUGGGUGUGCUCCAUUUGUUCAAUCUGUCAUAUUUGCUUGUUGUAUCAAGUGCUGUACAAGUAGGGAACUUGCUCGAUCCAAGUCGCACCAUCUACUGCGUGAAGGACGUAACAGCCAUACCACUAGAUGAAACGAAAGCUGCUGCCUCUCUUAAACUUCUCACACGAAAUGUUGGCACCGCAACACCCCUACCUGAAGAAGACGAGGACGAUGAGGAAGACGAGUCAGACACCGACGUAGAAGCCGCCUCCUUCACUGAACUGGACAUAAAUCAAUCAGCUACAUUACCCCGUACCACAGUCUCCUCUUCCACGCUGAAGCCUCCACCUUCAACUACGUCCCCAGGCCGACCCCGUAAACUACCCGAUAUGGCCCGUCGUCUCUCCUUCUGGCGCAAAGUCGCCCGCCGCCAGCAGCCUCCCCCUUCUCCUAUCACGCCUCUCGCAGUAGAACUCGGCGCUCCCACCGUCGUGCAAGAGAUGAAUCCCGCUGCGGCUGCUACGCUAGAUGCUAUGGGUGGUCCGGAGGAAGUCAUCGGGGUCAAUGGCGGCAAAGGCACGGAGCAUGGUCGGCAGGAGAGGCUAGCGGACGUGGAGAGAAAAGUAGUGAGGGAAUGUAUUAGACUCUGGACGCAAGGCGGGAUGUUCUUCGCUUACGACUUUGACAUAACACGCGGUCUACAGCGCAAGCACGAUAUGAACAACCGCAGGCGGCAGCAGGAAGACAUCCUCACCGAGAUAGCGGGUCCCAAGUCCUCUGGUCUCGCUCCCCAAAUUGUCAAGCCCUUCACAGAGCCCAACCCGCAACUGCCGCUUUGGAGACGAGUGGAUCAUAAGUAUUGGUGGAAUAGGAACCUGAUGGGCGAUUUCCUCGAAGCUGGACUCCACAACUAUAUCCUCCCUAUCAUGAACGGCUUUUUCGAGAUGUCGACGUUCCACCUCCCCAUACCCAGUUCUGGCGAGGAACGAGAGAACGUCCCUGUAGACUUCACAAUAAUAUCAAGACGAGCCUGCCAACGACCCGGGCUGCGAUAUCAGAGGCGAGGGAUCGACGACCAUGGCAAUGUUGCCAACUUCGUGGAGACAGAGGCGAUCAUUUCUGUUGAACGAGACGAAAAGAGGAACAUUUUUGCACAUACCCAAAUCAGAGGAUCAAUACCAUUAUACUGGAGCCAGCCGCAACCUGGUCUGCAGCUCAAGCCCAUACCUAGACUAGACCGACCACUCGUGGACUCCUCCGAGAUCAUGCGAAAGCAUUUUACGAAACUCUCAAAUUACUGGCCGGUGACAAUCGUGAACCUCGCAGAGUUGACGGGGAAAGAAUCGGUCGUCACGCUUGCAUACCGCGAGCUGGCACAGGGACUGAAUAUGAAGGAUGUGAAAUACCGAGAGUUCGACUUCCACCAUGAGUGUAAGGGCAUGAAAUAUGAAAACAUCUCAAAACUUAUCGAUACGUUGCAGUCGACAUUUGCCUCUCAAGGCUUCUUCUGGGCCAACGGCGACGAUGUUUUGAAUGAGCAGAGAGGCACGUUCCGCACCAACUGUAUAGACUGCCUAGAUCGGACGAAUGUCGUGCAGUCUGCCUUCUCGCGUUACGUUCUGGAACAACAGCUUCAAGCAGCAGCAUUACUUGGUGUCUCUCAUCGAGGCAAGACAGAGCAAGAGAUCGUGUUCAACAGGGUGUGGGCAAACAACGGAGAUGCUAUUAGCCGAUCAUAUGCCGGAACGUCCGCUCUGAAGGGAGACUACACCAGAACUGGCAAACGUGACAUAAAUGGUAUGCUGAACGACGGCAUGAACUCGCUCGCCCGAUUAUAUUCAUCGGCAUUUGCCGAUUACUUCACCCAAGCUGUGAUCGACUACUUUAUGGGCAACCGGAGAUUGUCUGUGUUCAGUGAAUUUCUGGAGAAGCUGCAAUCGACAGACCCGGGUGAGAGGCUGCAUCUGUCGAAGAUCCGGGCGGACGCGAUUGAGACAUGUGCUGGGCACGUUCUUGACGAUGACGACAUUCUUCUCGGCGGUUGGACCUUGUUUUCCCCUGCAGAGUUGGAUACCAAGAUGGGGAAAAGUUUCGAGGAGAAGAUUCUGCUACUUAGCCCGAAAGCGCUCUAUAUUAGUAGCUAUGAUUACGCACUCGACAAGGUUGUCAUGGUCACACGAGUGCCGCUCAAUGACAUAGUCAGCAUUCAGAAAGGCGCCUACAUUCUUUCUACUCUGCAAGAAGCGGCCCGUGAUCCGGCCGAGAAUUACGGCCUGCUGCUCACCUGGAAGACGAGUCACCUGACCAGACGAAUGACGAGUUACUCAUUGCGGAACAAGCCCGACCUAGUUGAUGUUGUGGAUGUGAAGACCAAAAAAGGGCUCAUCCGGACUUCAAUAUCUCGAAACAACAGCACAGUAUCCUUGGGCAAGGGGUUGCCAGAAGAAACCCAAUUCGCCGCGUUCAAGGCCUUGCCAACAAGCACCGCGGCCUCAGGCCGUGACUUGGAUGCCGUACCGGUCAUCUCAUGCAAACACGCAGUCGACGUCAUUGCGGACACCAUCGUCCGAGCUUGUAAGGGGAUGGAAGCGUCUCAGAAAAAGGAUUUCGUGAGAGUUCAAGACAUAAUAAGCCUGGAGGAAGCCCGGCGAGAGACGACGGUGUAUGCCAAGCUCGAGUAUUACCUGAAGCGCAGGCUGUGGCUGUAG
Molecule: messenger RNA, 2961 nt
Organism: Dacryopinax primogenitus
Lineage: Eukaryota; Fungi; Basidiomycota; Dacrymycetes; Dacrymycetales; Dacrymycetaceae
Exons: 18
Coding region: 1-2961 (986 amino acids)
Biological process (GO): phosphatidylinositol dephosphorylation
Cellular component (GO): endoplasmic reticulum
Molecular function (GO): phosphatidylinositol-4-phosphate phosphatase activity
Source: RefSeq, a predicted model, not a curated record